This is a messenger RNA of Komagataella phaffii GS115, 1617 nucleotides long. Its product is annotated as Anthranilate synthase, catalyzes the initial step of tryptophan biosynthesis, forms multifunctional. NCBI's taxonomy places the organism in Eukaryota, Fungi, Ascomycota, Pichiomycetes, Pichiales, Pichiaceae. Gene Ontology annotation, biological process: L-tryptophan biosynthetic process. The record is from RefSeq and is a predicted model, not a curated record. Bases 1 to 1617 code for a protein of 538 amino acids. The transcript has a single exon. Gene Ontology annotation, molecular function: anthranilate synthase activity.
AUGAGUGUAAGUGAUAGUCAUCUUGCAACAGAUUAUUUUGGAACGCAACUAACAAAGCAGAUACACCCUUCAGCAGAAUCCUUUCUGGAUAUUGUGAAGAAUGAUCGCCAAAGUCACAGUCCUGAGACAGUUCCUAAUCUUUACCCCAUUUACAAGUUCAUCCAAUCAGACUUCUUAACGCCUCAUCUGGCUUAUAUCAAGCUUACCAACAGUUCAGAAACUCCCAGUCCAAGUUUCUUGCUUGAAAGUGCGAAGAAUGGUGACACCGUUGACAGGUACACCUUUAUGGGACAUUCCCCCAGAAAAAUAAUCAAGACUGGGCCUUUAGAGGGUGCUGAAGUUGACCCCUUGGUGCUUCUGGAAAAAGAACUGAAGGGCACCAGACAAGCGCAACUUCCUGGUAUUCCUCGUCUAAGUGGUGGUGCCAUAGGAUACAUCUCGUACGAUUGUAUUAAGUACUUUGAACCAAAAACUGAAAGAAAACUGAAAGAUGUUUUGCAACUUCCGGAAGCAGCUUUGAUGUUGUUCGACACGAUCGUGGCUUUUGACAAUGUUUAUCAAAGAUUCCAGGUAAUUGGAAACGUUUCUCUAUCCGUUGAUGACUCGGACGAAGCUAUUCUUGAGAAAUAUUAUAAGACAAGAGAAGAAGUGGAAAAGAUCAGUAAAGUGGUAUUUGACAAUAAAACUGUUCCCUACUAUGAACAGAAAGAUAUUAUUCAAGGCCAAACGUUCACCUCUAAUAUUGGUCAGGAAGGGUAUGAAAACCAUGUUCGCAAGCUGAAAGAACAUAUUCUGAAAGGAGACAUCUUCCAAGCUGUUCCCUCUCAAAGGGUAGCCAGGCCGACCUCAUUGCACCCUUUCAACAUCUAUCGUCAUUUGAGAACUGUCAAUCCUUCUCCAUACAUGUUCUAUAUUGACUAUCUAGACUUCCAAGUUGUUGGUGCUUCACCUGAAUUACUAGUUAAAUCCGACAACAACAACAAAAUCAUCACACAUCCUAUUGCUGGAACUCUUCCCAGAGGUAAAACUAUCGAAGAGGACGACAAUUAUGCUAAGCAAUUGAAGUCGUCUUUGAAAGACAGGGCCGAGCACGUCAUGCUGGUAGAUUUGGCCAGAAAUGAUAUUAACCGUGUGUGUGAGCCCACCAGUACCACGGUUGAUCGUUUAUUGACUGUGGAGAGAUUUUCUCAUGUGAUGCAUCUUGUGUCAGAAGUCAGUGGAACAUUGAGACCAAACAAGACUCGCUUCGAUGCUUUCAGAUCCAUUUUCCCAGCAGGUACCGUCUCCGGUGCUCCGAAGGUAAGAGCAAUGCAACUCAUAGGAGAAUUGGAAGGAGAAAAGAGAGGUGUUUAUGCGGGGGCCGUAGGACACUGGUCGUACGAUGGAAAAUCGAUGGACACAUGUAUUGCCUUAAGAACAAUGGUCGUCAAGGACGGUGUCGCUUACCUUCAAGCCGGAGGUGGAAUUGUCUACGAUUCUGACCCCUAUGACGAGUACAUCGAAACCAUGAACAAAAUGAGAUCCAACAAUAACACCAUCUUGGAGGCUGAGAAAAUCUGGACCGAUAGGUUGGCCAGAGACGAGAAUCAAAGUGAAUCCGAAGAAAACGAUCAAUGA